Messenger RNA from Penicillium chermesinum, 783 nucleotides. RefSeq lists its product as uncharacterized. Gene Ontology annotation, cellular component: actin cortical patch. Gene Ontology annotation, biological process: actin filament bundle assembly; actin cortical patch localization. Bases 1 to 783 code for a protein of 260 amino acids. NCBI's taxonomy places the organism in Eukaryota, Fungi, Ascomycota, Eurotiomycetes, Eurotiales, Aspergillaceae. The record is from RefSeq and is a predicted model, not a curated record. The transcript is spliced from 3 exons. Gene Ontology annotation, molecular function: phosphatidylinositol binding; actin filament binding.
AUGUCAACCAGCACCAGCUCCAAAACUCCGCUAGGGCUCCGGAACCCGAUCCACAACCCAUUCCCAUCGUCGCUGUCCAGCCAAUGUAUCAAAGCGGCUAGGAUCAUAGACUCCUUCAUCAACCCAUUAAUUGUCGGCGAUGGCGGCAUUCCGCGCAAGAUCCUGGGCCGCGCCAAGGUCCUUAUCAUCUGCACGGUUGCCCGGGUAGGCUGCUGCGGCACCCUCCGUUUUGGCUCCGGCAUCAUGGUCUCGCGCCUGCCGGACGGAAACUGGUCUGCGCCCUCCGCCGUGGCCCUCAGCGGCGUAGGCUGCGGCAUGACCUUCGGCGUCGAGCUCACCGACUACGUGUUCGCCAUGAGCACGGACGAGGCCGUCGCGAAAGUAAUGCACAUGCCCGGCGUGUCGCUGGGCCUCAACGUCUCGCUGGCGCUGGGACUGGGCCGGACGGCCGAGUCGGGCACCAUAUUCGGUAUGCGGGGCGCUUCGGGCUUCUAUUCCUUCUCGAAGACCCGGGGCGUGUAUGCGGGACUCUCGGGCGAGGUCUCGAUCGUGGUCGAGAAUCCGUCGGCGAAUAAGAAGAUCUAUGAGCGGAAGCUCAAAGCGAGGCAUCUGGUUGGGGGGGGAGAUCCCGUUUCCUCGCGAGGCGGAGCUGCUUAUGCGCGUGCUGAAUUCGGAUGCUAUGCAACCGCAGUCGUCGAGUACGACGGGCAGCAUGGGUCGGGGGGCGUCGAAGGUCCCAGAUGUGUUUUAUCAGGCGCCCAAGCCGAUUGCGGAGCUGGAUAG